AUGUCAGGUCCAGAAUGUUGCUCAAAUCCACCGGCACUGAAUCCGAGUGCAGGAUCUGGUCACGUUGACAAGAUCGGUGCUCUCGAUGCCUAUGUCGCCGGUUCUCCUAAUUCCAACUCCGCCGUUCUUCUCGUCUCCGAUAUUUUUGGAUAUGAAGCACCAAAUUUAAGGAAGCUUGCAGACAAAGUUGCAGCUGCGGGUUAUUACGUCGUUGUCCCGGACUUCCUUAAUGGGGAACCCUACAAUCCUGAGAACCUUAAUAGGCCCUUGCCUAUUUGGAUAAAAGAUCAUGGAACGGACAAGGGUUUUGAAGAUGCAAAACUCAUAAUCGAAGCCAUAAAAAGUAAAGGUGUUUCAUUUGUCGGGGCUGCCGGAUUUUGUUGGGGUGGUAAGGUUGCUACUGAACUUGCAAAAUUCAAACUUAUUCCAGCUGUUGUGCUAUUGCAUCCAUCAUUUGUCUCUGUGGAUGACAUAAAGGGUGUUGACAUUCCAAUUUCUAUACUUGGAGCUGAGAUUGACAGACUUUCUCCUCCUGAGCUUGUCAAACAGUUUGAAGAAAUCCUUACUGCCAAUUCUGUGACAAGUUUUGUGAAAAUAUUUCCCAAAGUUUCACAUGGUUGGACUGUGAGAUACAAACCGGAGGAUGCAGAAGAAGUGAAGGCUGCAGAGGAGGCACAUCAGGAUUUGCUGGACUGGUUUGCUAAACAUCUCAAGUGA
This is a messenger RNA of Vicia faba (fava bean), 717 nucleotides long. The record is from the annotation of a GenBank genome assembly. Lineage: Eukaryota; Viridiplantae; Streptophyta; Magnoliopsida; Fabales; Fabaceae.